Molecule: messenger RNA, 1366 nt
Organism: Camelina sativa (false flax)
Lineage: Eukaryota; Viridiplantae; Streptophyta; Magnoliopsida; Brassicales; Brassicaceae
Product: putative F-box/LRR-repeat protein At4g15060
Molecular function (GO): protein binding
Source: RefSeq, a predicted model, not a curated record
AAUGGCAAGAGAAUCAACGAUGAGAAGAAAAGAUAAAUGUCAAGAUUCUGAAGAUAAGGAUAAGAUUAGUGGGUUGCCUGAUGAAUUACUCUUGAAGAUACUACUGCUUCUCCCAGCUAAAACUGCAGUUAGCACGAGUAUUUUAUCCAAGCGAUGGGAGUUUCUUUGGAUGUGGUUGCCUAAGCUUGAGUACGAUUGCUCUGAUUGUUCCGCUGCUGAGCAAGAGAGGUUAAAGCGUUUUAUAAAUCUGAAUUUGCCAUUUCAUAAAGCUCCAAUUAUAGAAAGCUUGCGUCUCAAGUUCAAUGGACCAGUACCAACAUUUGAGCCUCAAGCUAUCGAACUAUGGGUUGCAUUUGCAGUUUCUCACUGUAUCCGUGAGUUAAGUCUUGCCGUCAGAGUAAUUCAUUCAGUUUAUUUUAUGAGCCAGCCUCCUAGAUUGCCCAGUAUUUUGUAUAUCUGCAAAUCGCUAGUGAUCUUGAACCUGAAUGAUGAUGUUCUCAUCGAUGUUCCUCGCAUGGCAUGUCUCCCCUUCUUGAAAACUUUGCUCCUUCGACAUGUGACUUACUCAGAUGAGAAUUCUCUUACGAAACUCCUUUCCAGUUGCCCUGUUCUCGAAGAUCUAGUGUUGGAACGAAGUGAAUUUGACUAUUUUGAAACAUGGAAGUUAAAUGUCCCGUCCUUACAGAGACUAACUGUUGAGAUAUCAAGAACAAAUGAUUUUCGUGAGCUUGUCUUAAGAACUCCUUCUUUGAAGUAUUUCAAAGUUACUGAGGAUUAUAGUGAGAAUGGUAGUUACUCCUUCUCUUCUAACACUAUGCCCAAGCUGGAGGAAGUGGAAAUUGAUUCUGUAUACCUUGGUUUUGACAAGUUUGUUACAUCAAUCACAUUUGUUAAGCGGCUUUCAUUAUGCGUAGGAGCCAAUCCCCUUGAGGCGUUAUAUCGUGAGGGUAUUGUCUUCAAUAAUCUUAAACAUCUAAAGUUGUGUCAAUGUGAUUAUGAUUGGUCAAAGUUACUUGCCCAGUUACUCAAAGAUUCUCCAAAUUUACAAGAGCUGGAGGUCUAUCUGCAUGAUGGUCAUGAAGAGGGUUAUUUCCAUCCAAUGCUUCCCUGGGAGGAUGAACUAAAUUGUGUUCCCAAAUGUUUGUUAUCGAGUCUUGAAACUUUCAAGUGGACAAGGAUGUUUGGGACGGAGAAAGAGAGACAUCUGAUGAAAUAUAUCUUGAGAAAUGCUUGUUGCUUGAAGACUGCGACAAUCUUGUUUUUGGACGCUCCAGAGAGACAAGUUCCAGUUGAGAUGAUGAUCCAGGAUUUGUUACUCUCUCCUAGAGGUUCAACAACAUGCCAACUCAAUUGUUAUGAGUUAUAA